AGUGGAGAGUGAUAGAGUGGCGAGUCCAAGUGGCGGCUAGGGUUUUACGAGCCCUCUCUCUCUCUGUGGCUGCCUCUCGCACUACCAUUUCACCUCCUCGUCUUCCACCUUCGCCUCUAAACCCUAGACUACCUCUCGUCUCGAUUCGAUUCGAUUCGCCUGUCCAUGGCGAUCUUGUCGCUGGCGGAGUUGUUCUAGGCCGCUGUUUGAAGGGUUGAAUUGGUGUUCCGGCGAUUUUUGUCGGAGUUGAGGCGGGGAGAGGGGCACGAUGGGCACGAAGAACCAGUUCGAUCUCCUCGUUGACGUCGACAACGACGACCCCUCGCACCUCAUCGCCGCCGCCGAGAAGAAGGCGGCCGCGUCGCCCAAGCCGGCGCCCGCCGCCCCGGCCAAGCUGCCCACCAAGCCGCCGCCGCCGCCCGCGCAGUCCGUAAAGGAGUCUAGGAACUAUGGUGCUCCAGCUCGCGAUGGGGCAGGACGCGGUGGACUAGGACGUGGUAGAGGUGGCUUCCGUGGAGGCAGGACGGGUCCAAGGCGUGAAUUUGGUGAGGGUGAUGCCAAUGGUGUUGAGGGAGGUUAUGGUGGAGGCGGCUUUAUAGAUGGUAGUUUUCUGCGGAGAGAGGACGGCGAAGGAAAGGCUUCAGAAAGGGGCCGGGGACCGCGUCAGCCUUAUCGUGGUGGUGGUCGUCGUGGCGGCUACACUGAUGGUGAGGCUGGAGAUGAGUCUGUCCGACCCCCUCGCCGUGCCUAUGAGCGCCAUAGUGGCACAGGCCGAGGGUAUGAGAUGAAACGCGAGGGAGCUGGCCGUGGCAACUGGGGAACUGUGGCUGAUGAAGCCCUUGCACAGGAAACAGUAGACGCUGUUAAUACUGAGGGUACUCCUGCUGUGACUGAGGAUAAGAACAAGCUGGAGGAGGCACCACAGUCUGAGGUUGAGAGGGACAAGGAGGGUGAACCUGAAGAAGAGGAACCUGAAGAUAAGGAGAUGACUUUGGAAGAAUAUGAGAAACAAUUGGAGGAGAAGAGGAAAGCUUUACUUGCACUGAAAACUGAAGAGAGGAAGGUUGAGGUAGACAAGGAGUUGCAGUCCAUGCAACAACUUUCAGUGAGAAAGGGUACGGAUGAGGUUUUCAUCAAGUUGGGUUCUGACAAAGACAAAAAGAAAGAAAAUGCUGAAAGGGAUGAGCGUGCCAAGUCUGUUAGCAUCAAUGAAUUCCUGAAGCCAGCUGAGGGUGAGAGGUUCUACAGUCCAGGUGUGCGUGGCCGGGGUCGUGGCAGAGGCCGCAGUGACCGUGGAGGAUUCCGUGGUGGUUAUAGCUCUCGUGAAACAGCACCUGCGCCGGCUCCGGCAAUUCAAGAUCAAGCUCAGUUUCCCUCAUUAGGUGGGAAGUGAGCACGCAACCUGCCAUGACCUCAUUGCAUAUUUUCGGAGAUUUGUUUAAAACUGUGCCCUCGCGUCGCCGCUGCAUCAGUGCUUUACUUUUGGCUCUGUAUAUCGCGUCUUGUCUCGCGUGUAUAUCUGAGCCAGGUGUUUGUGUCACAGGUAAGCUUAUAUUUCGUUUUAUUCAUAGGAUGUCUGCAUGUUGGUGUACUACUAUAUCAGUUAAAAGAUUUAAGUUCAGCUA
Molecule: messenger RNA, 1625 nt
Organism: Phragmites australis (common reed)
Lineage: Eukaryota; Viridiplantae; Streptophyta; Magnoliopsida; Poales; Poaceae
Product: RGG repeats nuclear RNA binding protein A-like
Exons: 6
Coding region: 269-1393 (374 amino acids)
Cellular component (GO): nucleus; cytoplasm
Molecular function (GO): RNA binding
Source: RefSeq, a predicted model, not a curated record